Messenger RNA from Penaeus monodon (black tiger shrimp), 579 nucleotides. RefSeq names its product esterase SG1-like. Bases 1 to 579 code for a protein of 192 amino acids. NCBI's taxonomy places the organism in Eukaryota, Metazoa, Arthropoda, Malacostraca, Decapoda, Penaeidae. The record is from RefSeq and is a predicted model, not a curated record. The transcript has 4 exons.
AUGGGACCCAGUGCCAGCCAAGGGGUGGGAAGGGGUCAGGGACGGCAGCCUGACCCCGCCCCUUUGCCCCCAAGUCGACCUCCCUCUUUACCACGCCGGGAGAAGGUCAUUCGAGGUCAGGAAGACUGUCUCUACCUCAAUGUGUUUACGCCAGAGGGCCCGCAUACAAAACUUCCAGUCAUGGUAUGGAUACACGAGGGAGCCUUCCUGGUGGGCGGGGUUUCUCAGCUUUCGCCCCGCCCACUCGUGUCCAGGGGCGUGGUUCUGGUUACUCUGCACUAUCGGCUGGGCACUUUAGGUAUGGGUGAUGUACAUGCACUCCUCUUUCGUAUCACUCUUCUCUUCGGGGAGAGCGAAAUUGAAAAAGUGGGGAAGAUGCACCACGAAUGCCGCAAGUCACACACAGAACGUUCAGAUGGACUCUGCAGGCGAAUGAUCAGUGACACAAGCUGCACCAAACAACUUUUCAUGAUGGUUGCAGAUAGCCAAAGCAUGACGUCACAGGAUAUCCCAAGCUAUGUAUGCAUUUUCCGUAAGAUUUUGGACAAAAACAUACGAGAAGGCAGUUACAGAGAUUAA